Molecule: messenger RNA, 3015 nt
Organism: Saccharomyces paradoxus
Lineage: Eukaryota; Fungi; Ascomycota; Saccharomycetes; Saccharomycetales; Saccharomycetaceae
Gene: CCC2
Product: Cu(2+)-transporting P-type ATPase CCC2
Exons: 1
Coding region: 1-3015 (1004 amino acids)
Biological process (GO): monoatomic cation transport; copper ion homeostasis
Cellular component (GO): membrane
Molecular function (GO): ATP hydrolysis activity; P-type divalent copper transporter activity; copper ion binding
Source: RefSeq, a predicted model, not a curated record
AUGAGAGAAGUAAUACUGGCUGUCCAUGGAAUGACAUGCAGCGCCUGUGUUAAUACAAUUACUACACAGUUGCGAGCUUUGGAAGGUGUCACAAAAUGUGAUAUUAGUUUAGUGACUAAUGAGUGCCAGGUAAAAUACGAUAAUGAGGUUACCGCUGAUUCAAUCAAGGAAAUUAUAGAGGACUGUGGAUUCGAUUGUGAGGUACUAAGAGAUUCUGAUAUUACAGUUACGAGUACAAGAGAGGGAUUACUGAGCAUACGAGGUAUGACCUGCGGGUCAUGUGUUUCUACAGUCACCAAACAAGUGGAAGGCAUCGAGGGCGUGGAAUCGGUAGUAGUUUCUUUAGUAACAGAAGAGUGUCAUGUCAUUUAUGAUCCGUCCAAGACAACACUAGAAACCGUCAGAGAAAUGAUUGAAGAUUGCGGAUUUGAUUCAAGUAUUAUUAUAGAUGGCAAUGGAAGCGCCGACAUGGCAGAAAAAACCGUGAUUUUGAAAGUAACUAGAGCUUUUGAGGACGAAUCUCCACUCAUACUUUCUUCAAUAAGUGAAAGGUUUCAAUUUUUAUUGGAUCUAGGUGUAAAAUCGAUAGAAAUUUCCGAUGAUAUGCAUACACUUACCAUUAAAUAUAGUUCUACCGAACUCGGCAUUAGAGACUUAUUGACGCACCUUGAAAGCACCGGAUAUAAAUUCACCAUAUUUUCUAAUAUAGAUAAUACUACCCAAUUAAGAUUACUCUCUAAAGAGGAUGAGAUAAGAUUCUGGAAGAAAAACUGCAUAAAAUCCACCCUUUUGGCUAUAACAUGUAUGCUAUUGUAUAUGCUUGUGCCUAUGAUGGCACCAAAAGUUAUUCAAAACCACAUCUUCCCUUACAAAGAAACAUCUUUCAUCAAGGGUCUGUUUUAUAGAGAUAUUUUUGGCGUAGUAUUGGCAAGCUAUAUUCAGUUCGGCGUUGGUUUCUACUUUUACAAAGCCGCUUGGGCAUCGUUAAAACAUGGUUCAGGAACUAUGGAUACACUAGUUUGUGUUUCCACUACUUGUGCAUACACAUUUUCUGUAUUUUCUUUAGUUCACAAUAUGAUCCAUCCCUCAGAUGUUAGCAAACUUCCAAGGAUCGUUUUUGACACAUCAAUCAUGAUCAUUUCAUAUAUUUCUAUUGGGAAAUACUUGGAAACUUUAGCUAAGUCACAAACAUCAACCGCACUUUCUAAAUUGAUUCAGCUUACCCCCUCUGUGUGUUCAAUUGUAUCUGAUACGGACCGCAAUGAAACCAGGGAAAUCCCUAUAGAAUUAUUGCAAGUGAACGAUAUAGUGGAGAUCAAGCCAGGGAUGAAAAUUCCUGCUGAUGGAAUCAUAACAAGAGGUGAAUCUGAAAUUGACGAAUCGUUGAUGACCGGCGAAUCCAUCCUGGUGCCCAAGAAGAAAGGUUUCUCGGUUAUCGCAGGAUCCGUUAAUGGGCCUGGUCAUUUUUACUUCAGGACUACUACGGUUGGGGAGGAAACUAAAUUAGCAAAUAUUAUCAAGGUAAUGAAACAAGCACAAUUGAGUAAAGCUCCCAUUCAAGGGUACGCAGAUUAUUUGGCUUCCAUUUUUGUCCCGGGGAUUCUAAUCUUAGCACUACUAACUUUCUUCAUUUGGUGUUUUAUUCUGGGCACAUCAGCUAAUCCCCCCAUCGCUUUCACCACAAAUACUAAAGCUGAUAAUUUUUUUAUUUGCCUACAAACUGCUACCUCUGUUGUUAUCGUCGCAUGUCCAUGCGCAUUGGGACUUGCCACGCCGACUGCUAUAAUGGUGGGCACAGGGGUUGGAGCUCAAAAUGGUGUCUUAAUAAAGGGUGGGGAAGUGUUGGAAAAAUUUAACAGCAUUACCACUUUUGUUUUUGAUAAAACAGGCACCUUAACUACAGGUUUCAUGGUGGUGAAAAAAUUUCUCAAAGAUUUAAGUGGAAUUACAAAAUUGGAUGAAGAUGAAGUACUCGCCUGUAUAAAAGCAACAGAAUCCAUUAGUGACCAUCCAGUUUCAAAGGCAAUUGUUCGCUAUUGCGAUAGUUUGGGUCGUAAUAACGCUUUGAAUGCCGUGGUUUUAGAAAGCGAGUACGUGCUGGGAAAGGGAAUUAUCUCAAAGUGUAAAGCUAAUGGAAAUACUUAUGAUAUUCUUAUUGGUAACGAAGCAUUGGUUUCGGAAGAAGUGUUGAAAAAAUCCGGAAUUAUUAACAAUAACGUCGACCAAGGAAACACUGUAUCAUAUGUAGUAGUAAAUGGACACGUAUUCGGCUUGUUUGAGAUUAGUGAUGAAGUUAAACAUGAUUCUUACACAACAGUUCAGUAUCUACAAAGAAAUGGAUAUGAAACGUAUAUGAUCACUGGUGAUAAUAACUCAGCUGCAAAAAGAGUCGCUAGAGAAGUAGGUAUAAGCCUCGAAAAUGUUUACAGCAAUGUUUCGCCCACAGGCAAAUGCGACCUUGUGGAAAAAAUUCAAGAGAAAGAAGGCAAAAAUAAGGUUGCUGUUGUUGGUGAUGGGAUUAACGACGCUCCCGCUUUGGCACUGAGUGAUCUUGGUAUUGCAAUUUCAACCGGUACCGAGAUUGCCAUUGAAGCAGCUGACAUAGUUAUAUUGUGUGGUAAUGAUCCGAAUACUAAUAGUUUGAGAGGACUGGCCAACGCCAUUGAUAUUUCGCUAAAAACGUUCAAAAGAAUAAAGCUUAAUCUAUUCUGGGCACUUUGCUAUAAUAUCUUUAUGAUUCCAAUAGCCAUGGGUGUGCUUAUUCCCUGGGGUAUAACGCUUCCCCCAAUGCUCGCCGGUUUAGCGAUGGCAUUCAGCUCAGUCAGUGUCGUUCUUAGUUCGUUGAUGCUGAAGAGGUGGUCUCCACCGGAUAUUGAAUCUCAUGGGACUUCAGAUUUCAAGUCCAAAUUUUCAAUUGCGGAUCUCUGGUCAAGGCUUUUUUCUACUCGGACUAUUAUUGGUGAGCAAGACAUAGAAUCACAGGCCGGGCUAAUGUCAAAUGAAGAAGCCUUGUAA